Messenger RNA from Leptopilina heterotoma, 2405 nucleotides. RefSeq lists its product as uncharacterized. The transcript has 3 exons. The coding region runs from base 490 to 1956 and encodes 488 amino acids. NCBI's taxonomy places the organism in Eukaryota, Metazoa, Arthropoda, Insecta, Hymenoptera, Figitidae. The record is from RefSeq and is a predicted model, not a curated record.
CGCCACGUAGACCUAGUCUUCUGUCACGUUGCAUACGUUUUCAAACAAACUACUAAAUAUUUAUAUUUGUCUGCUUGUUCUCAUAUAUUAAAUACACGAAAAAACUAGACACCAAGACCAAUGCUCGCUGCCUCUUCCUCCUGCAGCUUAAUGCAUUAAUCCCGAUCUUCGUUACAGCUAGCAAUGUCGAUCGCAGAAGCAUUACUAAAGACAGAAACGCAGCUGGCCUGACUUGUCACACUGCUUGUACUCCCUCGUCUAUCUACUCUGUUCAAGACAACUCUUGGUACCAUCAAAUAGUUGUUGCCAUCCUGCCAUUGUUGCCAGUUGAGUCACUGGUCACCGUCCUCACGACAGGAACUUGACGAUCGGAACCAGUGAGAAAUUUAGCCGAAGCAUUACCCCGCAGUGAAACAGUGCCAAGAGGAAUCAGUAAUCAACCAUAUUAGGGAAUUAUUCUCCUCAGAAGUGUAAUACCAUUUAUUCAUUAUGAAAAGAAUUACAAUCGGUUUUAUACUAAUCUCAUUGGUCUACGGUGAAAUUUGUAAACUAGAUGAACAAGAACUAACAGAAUUAGAAAAAUCCUUCAAUGAAGCAGAAAUUUAUAUGAGAAGAGAAGCUUCAAAUGAAAAUGCAGCGAUUUGUAUAGGAACCACAAGGGCAGGGAAAAGUACUUUAAUUAAUUACUUAAUAGGCAAUGAGCUAAAGGCCGUCAGAUUUUCAAGAUAUGGCGAUAUUAAAAUAAUUAAAGCAGACAAUCGAUCCAUUGGACCGGAAAUUGGUGCUGGACCAACAUCAAAAACGACAAUUCCCACAAAAUGGACAUCAAAAAGAUUGAAUAAUUUGAUAAUUUUUGAUUCUCCUGGAUUUCAAGAUAAUAGAGGACCAAUACAAGAAAUCACUAAUUCUUUCUAUCUCUAUCAAUUGGCGAAAAAUGUUAAUUCCUUAAAAUUUAUUUUAGUUAUUAAUUUUGCAGAUAUUGAACGAGACAUUAUUACACCAUUCAUGAACCUUUUACUUGAUUUUGAUAAUUUUUUUGGAAAUAAGUUCAAAGACUUUUUUCAAAGCAUAUCAGUGAUUUUUUCAAAAGUGCCCUAUGAAAUGUAUGACACAGAAGUUGAUAUUGAAAUGAUUAAACACUUAUUGAAAACAAAAGCUUAUCUAGCAGGGAAAACAUCUUCCAAUAAUGUAAAGGAUUUUCUUUCUUAUAUAACGGAAAAUAAUGAUAGUAUUGCAUUAUUCAAAACAUUAGAAGAAACAGGAACUAUUUCCGAUGAUAUCGAAUUAAAUAUUUUCUCAUCUAUUAAUAACUCUAAAAGUGUAAAUAGAAGCGUUCUUCAAAGUAUUUCUCCAAGUAUUUCGCAUUAUUCUUUUCUUUGCCUGCUCCAAUCAAAAAACAAAUGGGUAUCAAUGGCUGAAAUUAAUGAAAUACAGGAAUCUUUAUUUCUCACAUUAACUGAAAUGCUCUCUGUCCAAAAUAUUUUAACUGAAAAGUUAACUAUUAAUCAAAUAUCAAGUAUUAAAGAGAAGUUAAGUAUUAUUGAAAAUUUACUGAAUAAGUCUAUUGCAAACAAAUCUGAUAUUUACGAGAACAUUGAAACUUUAAAAAAAAUUGAUAUCAAAAUGCAGAAUAAGAUUGAUGAGACUAAAUAUUUAAAAAAAGUUAAAAUAUUUAUGUUUGUUUCGAAUUUAUUACAUUCGAAUGAAAGUGAAGUCUUAAAACUGUUUAAUGAGGGACUAAUGUUAAGAAUGCAUGCUGUAGUAAAGGAAAACGAAGUAAUGAAAAACUUGGAACAACUUUUAAAGAAUCGUCCAAUUAUAAAGGAGGAAAAAAAGACUUCACUUUGGGUAAAAGUCGGAAAAUAUCUAUUAGUUUUUUUUACUACAAUAUUAAUUCCAUUCGCUAUACCCCUUUGGACAACAUCUAUACCUACUGUAAAAGAGACUUGUUUUUAACAUAAAUGCAGCACAAAGUGGUGAAUUUCUGCACAUUUAAAAGUGUACUUUCCUGCACACUUUCCUGUAAACAGUAUAAUAUACACUAUAAUCAACAUAAAACUAUAAUUAUUGAUUAGAAAAGUAUAAAAAUUACUUUUUUCGGUAAAGAGGUGUUGAACAAAGUACUGUGUGCAACACGUACGAAAGAAGAUUUUCCGACCUCUUGGAAAUUGCUGCCCUCGCUUCGCUCGGAGCAUCAGACUUUGCACUCGUCGGAAAACCGCUUCUUUCUGUACUUGUUGCACAAUAUACUAUUGUAUCGUUAAUUUUCUAAAAUGAAAAAAAAAAUUAAAAAUAAUAUUCAUAAUCAGAAACAUGUGAAUUGGAAUUAGUAUUCCAUAUUAUUUUGUUCACACUUUUACAUAGUUUGUUUUAAAGAUGUAAGAUUUUUAAAUAAAAUUAAAAAA